Messenger RNA from Tachysurus vachellii, 5635 nucleotides. RefSeq names its product G protein-coupled bile acid receptor 1 (gene gpbar1). Bases 185 to 1219 code for a protein of 344 amino acids. Gene Ontology annotation, biological process: G protein-coupled receptor signaling pathway. Lineage: Eukaryota; Metazoa; Chordata; Actinopteri; Siluriformes; Bagridae. Gene Ontology annotation, molecular function: G protein-coupled bile acid receptor activity. Gene Ontology annotation, cellular component: membrane. The transcript is spliced from 2 exons. The record is from RefSeq and is a predicted model, not a curated record.
CCAGACUCUGUUAUAUGAUGCUGAGAGGAGCACAUCAGCUUUCAGUACCCAGUCCACCAGAAUAACUGUGUGUACAUGGAAUGCACCGAGGAGGACAAAGUCACACUGAACUCUUAAUUUUAUUAACAACUUUCCUUUUAACGUGAUAACAAAGGAUAAAUGGAGCGAGGGUGAGAGCACCACGAUGGACUCGGUGGACCAGAGAGAGCAGGAGAAGCUUAUUAUGUUCAUUAGCUUUCCGCUGUCCUCCAUCAUUAUUCUAACCAACCUGCUCAUCAUCAUUGGUAUCGCCUGCAACAAACAGCUCCAUGACACACCCAACUACUUCUUCCUGAGCCUGCUAGUGGCAGAUCUCUGCACAGGCCUCGCUUUGCCCUUUAUCCCUCUGAUGGGUCUCAAUCGCUUGCUGAAUUUUCAGUCCUGCCUGGUUGUACACAUCUUCCCCAAUUUCCUCUUUCUGUCCUUCCUCUUCAACCUGGUCAUGGUACACUACGAGCGGUAUCUGUGCAUCGUCCAUCCACUGCACUACAGCCAGUUUUGGGUGCACCGCUGCUUUCCAGCUGCACUUUUAGCCGUUUGGAUUCCUCCACUACUCUAUGCUAGUUUACCCGCAUUCGGAUGGAACAACUGGAAUGAAAUCUUGGAUACUAAUACAUCCCAUGCUAUUGUUUGUGAUUACAAUUCAAGAGAACCAGGAAGUAGACAUAACUGCUCAGGAAACACAAACAAUGAGGAGGAUUAUUGCUUCUACAAUAAGAUUUUUCCCAAACCCUUUAUCUACUUGGAAGUUUAUGGGCUACUCUUGCCUGCCAUCUUCUCCAUCCUGGCCAUGACAGGCAAAGUUCUCUGGAUUGCUCGAAAGCAACUGCGUGACAUUUGUAAGCUUAAUCGCUCUGUGGAGCACAGCAGGGCCUCAGAACAUGAACAUAGCCUCAAUGUGCGAUACACAAAGUGUGUUGCUGCUGUCUCACUCACCUUCCUGGUCUGUUGGGUUCCCUACAUCGUCUACUUGCAUGUUUCCGUUAUGUUGUUUCGAGGAGCUGGAAUGAGAUACUCGUCCCUUAACAUCAUUCUCUCGUGCACGGGAAUCGGCAGCAUGGCCAUCAUUCCCAUCAUACUCAGUUUUGCCAACAGGCAGUACACAGAGCCAGUACGCAAUCUGCUGAUGAAAAUCAGGACUCGCUGCACUAGAGUGCAGGAUCUCACGAAUCCUACCUGAAAACUCUACAAUUCUUUUUCACAAGAGCACAAAUGUCUUUUCGUACAAGCAUGUAGCAGGAGAUGGACCUCAGUAGUGAAAACAAUGUAGCAGAAUCAAUUUCUUUGUUCAUUCAUAAUGUUUUAUUUCCUAGUUGUUUAUACUGGUUGUUAAGUAGCUUGGGUAAUAACUUCCUGCUAACAUUCCAGGACAAAGCUUCACCAAUGGUUUCCAGUAAUGAUGUGUGAUUUAGGUUUAAUGAUUUGCAGAAGUCUAAUUCCAUUUUUUUUCUUCCCAUCUUCUUCUUCCUUUUUUUUGUUUUUAAAUUACAGAGCCACUAUCUUUAUUGAAUUUAGGUCUGAUUCUCUCUAGAGUAUCACAAAUAGUUAUUUCCUGUUGAAUGAAAUUCAGUCAAAAAAGUAGUGGGGGCACGGUGGCUUAGUGGUUAGCACGUUCGCCUCACACCUCCAGGGUUGGGGGUUCGGUUCCCGCCUCCACCUUGUGUGUGUGGAGUUUGCAUGUUCUCCCCGUGCCUCGGGGGUUUCCUCCGGGUACUCCGGUUUCCUCCCCUGGUCCAAAGACAUGCAUGGUAGGACAAAAAUUGUCCAUAGUGUGUGAUUGUGUGAGUGAAUGAGAGUGUGUAUGUGCCCUGUGAUGGGUUGGCACUCCGUCCAGGGUGUAUCCUGCCUUGAUGCCCGAUGACGCCUGAGAUAUGCACAAGCUUCCCGUGACCCGAGGUAGUUCGGAUAAGCGGUAGAAAAUGAGUGAGUGAGUGAGUCAAAAAAGUAAAAAGUACAUUAAGGAUAAGCGGUAGAAAAUGAGUGAGUGAGAGUCUGUUAAAUUCCAAAGAAACUGCUAGCACAUGGUUGGCAUCACAAACACAAAUAACAAAAAGAAACAACCAGUAAUCACCUGAUAAACCAACUGAAGCUUUUAUUUCCUUUAUACAUGAAACAUCAGAUCUUUAUACUGACACACAUUGCCUUAUGCUCUGACUUUCGUUCACAUGUUUUGGCCAAAUGAAUAUUUUUAAGUUGCUACAACUCAGCUACGAUCCUACAAGUAAAAACCCAUUCAGUGGAAAUAAUGCACAUUUAAUUGUGUUACUCUAGAAAUUUGUUAUUCUGCUUAGACAUUUAAUAAAAGCAAAUUAUUGACAAAUGAUAUUGUAAUCAAUUCUAGCUAGUGGUUUGUUAGUCAGACAAGACAGACAAUGUGAUUUUAUUCCCUAUGGUCUAAUAUACAAUACUGCUAACUAGCUAGAACUGAUCACAGUUUCAUUUGUAUAGGCAAUAAUAAUAUUUACCUAGCAAAACAUUAAUGUUACAUAGACCGCAGUAGUACAUUUACAGUAUACAUAUCUACAUACUGUAUAUUUCUGGAACCACGAUUACUUUAUCAUCACAGAAGGAGAAUGUCCCAUGUUCUAUCUAUCACAGCUUGCUUCUUAAUUUUAAUUAAUUCCCUUGUAAAUGUCUGAAGAUAAAGAGAAAUUAGUCAUCUCUGUCCAAGCACCUAUUUAGUCUCAUAUUUAUUCAGUAAAUAAAAAUGGAUUUGCGGUUAAUCAAAUUUAAGUUGAAUAAACCAUGUAGAUACAUUAAUGUUAAUGAGGUUUGAGAAAUUUUGAGAUUUACAGGAUUAAGCAGACUCCUUUAUCCAUAGCAACUUACAUUUAAUCUCAAUUUUUACAACCACGCAAUUGAGGAUAAAAGGCCUUGCUCAGGGGCCCAGCAGUGAUAGCUUGGUGGACGUAGGAUUUAAACGCACAACCUUCCAAUCAACACCUUAACCACUAAUUUGUAGCAUUUAAUGCAAGCAAUUACACAUUCCCUCAACAGGAACAUACUGUACUCUACCUAUGAAGAGUAAUGCAGCCAUAGUAACAAUUGUGGUCCCUCGAAUGACUUAAAUGUGAUGCUGCAAAACAUCUCCCACUCCCACGCAAGCCCACGCUCGUAUAUAUUUGUUGAACAUCCCAAUUCAGAUUUAGCUUCCCACUGCAGUUAUAAUAAGAUCCACUAUUCUGUGAAGGCUUUCUACUAGAUGUUGGAGCAUGGUUGUUGGGAUUUGUAUUCAUUCAGCUACAAGAGCAUUAGUGAGAUCAGACACUGAUGUUGGGAUGUUGAGGAGGCUCCAGUUCCGGUUAUUCCCACUGGUGUUCAUUGGGGUCAGAGUCAGGGCUCUGUGAAGGACACUCAAGUUCCACUUCCACUCCAGACUUGACAAACCAUGUCUUCAUGGUGCUUGUAGUGUGCAUAAAGGCUACAGAAUACAUAUUACAGAAUACAUAAUGAUUCUGUACUCAGACCGUGCAGAAACUACAGCAUACAUAUUCUGUGUACUCACAAGUUCUUUUUUGGAGAACAAGCACGUAUAAGUGUGAUGGUCAGGUGUCCACAUACUUUUGGCCACAGAUCACAGAUCUCUUUCUCUCUUAAGCACAUACUUUUUUACUACAGUUCCACAAACCUUGGUAGGCAGAGCCAGCGAGGGCAGGUAAUACUAAUCCCUUCUGAGAAACAUACUGUAUGCUGAACCCCAAUUCACCUAUUUAUACUAUGCAUUAAAAGUAUGUAUACAUUUUGUGAAGAAAAAUACAUAGUUUUGAGUGUGUAGCAAAACAGCAUCAAUCACUAGCACAUGCAAAACUUAGACUCUUCAUUGCAUUUUAUUCAUUCAUUCAUUUUCUACCGUUUAUCCAAUCUACCUCGGGUCACGGGGAGCUGCGCCCAUCCCAGGCGCCCAUCCCAGGCGCCAUCGGGCAUCAAGGCAGGACACACCCCGGACGGAGUGCCAACCCAUCGCAGGGCACACACACACUCUCAUUCACUCACUCAUCCAGAGAUGCCAAUUAACCUACCAUGCAUGUCUUUGGACCACGGGAGGAAACUCCACACACACAAGGUGGAGGCGGGAAUCAAACCCCGACCCUGGAGGUGUGAGGCGAACGUGCUAAGCACUAAGCCACCGUGCCCCCUCAUUGCAUUUUAUCUUUUAUUUUAUUUCAUUUAUUGUUCCUUAUUAAAUUUAUUAUUCGAGAUUUCAUUUACAUCUCUCUAAAAUGUUUCUCACCAACAUACCAAUCACAAAGCUUCCUCUGUCCUUAAUGCAAGGAGUUGUGGGAAGAUUAAAUCUAUAGGAAACAGUAGGUACAUUUGGGAUUCUCAUUUUUAAACAUACUGCAAUCUGGGAAAAAAAAAAUAAUUUUCAUUUCAGAUAAUAAUUAUAAUGGAUAAUCAUGAUAAUAGGACAAGAUACAUAUCGAAGAUGGCAGGCUCCAAAUUAUUACAGCGAUCAGCUACACUGUUGAGUUUUGUUCAUGUUUCUAGAUGACCGUUCACAUUGUGUUUUACAUGUGCUGGAUGUGGUUAGAGGGACAUAUAUAUAUAUUACUCAGCUGUGAAAAAGAGCAAUGGGGCGAGUGAUGUCAUGUGAGACUGCUUAGUUUCAUCUUCCACCUAACCAUCAGAGCAGCGUUUCUCAGAAACAGUGCUGAAAUAUUUGCAGAUGUUAUUGGAUUUUUAUCCAAAUACAGUUUUGUCUGUGAAUCAGAUUAAUAGAAAGGAACAGAAAAGGAAAAGAGCUGAGACCUUCUGUAUAAACAAUCUGUACUGUGACAAAUGAUAGUGCCUUAAUGGUUUUCAAGAGUUAGUAUGCCAAUGACCAAAUACAGCUGUUCUGUGUCUUACCGUAAACAUUCAAACUUCUACAUAUUCAUCUCUUUUAAGCUUUACUCAAAUGGAAACAUAUUACAAAUCUUGUCUGUUUUGGUCUGAUCAAAAACAGGCAGAUCAAACAGAUUUAGUAAGAGAUUUGGUCUGAUAAGAUAAAGCAAGACUAAAUAAAUAAGGUUUUACUAAUAAUGUUUACAUUUGGACUUUGAGACAUGUCUGACAGGGAAACUAGUAUGAAAACCCCACACAUUCUCAAUGACACACACACAACCAGGUUCCCACAGCAUUUCACAACAUCCUUCAGCCAUUUCUUUAUGUGUGUGUGUGCGUGUGUGUGCGUGUGUGUAAUGGAAUAUAUUUCAUGCGCAAAUGGUGCGGAUGUUGUAAGUAGCGUUCUCAGUGAGCACUAAUGGCCUGAAAUACUUCAGUCAUGGAAAUCUAUGCGAGGUUUCUGAAGGUGUAAAAAAAUAUCCAGUAAUUGAAAUGAGCUCAUAUCUAAGAAUCCAAGAGAGAGAUUUGAAUCAAGUAUAAUAUAAAUAAACUCAGUGAGAUGCAGUAAGAAAGAAAAAAAAAAAAGGAUGUAGGUAGUGCCACUGUGCGUUAGGAAAGCAGAUGCUAAUUUGCAUACCCAUGAAACCAGAGAGUUUAUUUGAUGUUUAAUGAUUGUGUUUUUAUUUGCUAACGUAUGAGUUUGUUUGUUCUUUCCUUUAAUACGUUUUUUGGCCUACCAAUAAGCUCGGGUUGAAAGUGGGUUUACCAGUAA